Molecule: messenger RNA, 246 nt
Organism: Theileria orientalis strain Shintoku
Lineage: Eukaryota; Apicomplexa; Aconoidasida; Piroplasmida; Theileriidae
Exons: 2
Coding region: 1-246 (81 amino acids)
Source: RefSeq, a predicted model, not a curated record
AUGGCUAAAAUGUGCAUAUACACAUAUAGGCAUCCUCGGGGAAAUAUAAACACAACGACUAGACGCAAAUGCGGCGAAGGUCAGGUGUACAACUCGUCAACAAGGGAGAAUUUAGACGGGAGACCAAGGCUAUUGAGAUACUGUAGGAUUCUUGUUGAGCCGAGGAACCAGAGUGCCCUGGUGAAUGAUCUUAAGGAGACUCACUCCUCAAACGAAGUGUUGUUUACUUUUAAGGGCACUUUUUAA